This is a messenger RNA of Pocillopora meandrina, 2154 nucleotides long. Lineage: Eukaryota; Metazoa; Cnidaria; Anthozoa; Scleractinia; Pocilloporidae. The record is from the annotation of a GenBank genome assembly.
GUCAACAAAACACUGCGAGAUUUAGCGGAUGGUGCAAAUCCGGAGAAGUACGAUAUAAAAAAGCUUGAAAAAUCUAUUGACGAGUUCACAUCAGCCUUGAUAGAUCCCCUUAAAGCCGACGCCGAUACCAGAAAUACAUUUCAAAGUUGUUUUGAUGAUCUGGUGGACAAGGCAAUAGACACGAAGCAGAAGAAGGUACUACACGAGUGAUAAAAAGGUUUCCAAUCAAUACUUUAUGAUAUCCUUCAGCCCUAAAGUCGAUUUUAGUGGGAAUGCUGUCGCCCAUCUGAACACACAGGUGCCCUUACCUUUACGUAUUAUAAGGGUAAGAAAAGAAGAGAGACAACAAUGUUCCCAUCAAUAACCACCGGUGAGGAGGCUUUGUGGGAUAUUACAAAGGGGAAAAUAUAUAUUUUUUAAGAUUUAUGCACACAAUAUUACGGUAUACUUGAUGCCAAUUUAAUGUACAUGACGUCAUUCUUGUCUUUCCGCUGUAUGUACAAGGAAGCAAUUAAUCAAUUUCCAGUGAAAGAAAUUUAUAUUCUGGUGAAUUUACUGAAUGAUAUGAUGCCAAACUGAAUGAUUUAAAGACACUGAGCAUAUUCACAGCUCGGCGCCAUAGCCAAUCCGGUCAGAAAUUAGUUUCCAACUUGAACUGUAUUAGUUAUUUCUAAGAAAUCUUUUUUACACCCUUGCUUUAGCAGUUCUAUUCUGUUGUAGAUCACAGAUGACGUCAAAAUGUGGCAAGAGCAAAAAGGUCGCUGAUGACGCGCGUUCGAGUGUAUCACUGAUAUGUCGCUGGAAUUGUUUUGAUUUAAAUGAAGCCAAAGUAAUAAGCAAGAACCAGUCCAAAUUCAGCUUAUUGCGUAAUGAAGAAAUGUAAAAUGGUUUCCGUGUUUACAUAGCUUGAUGUAAACACGCGGGAGGUUGGGAAAACACGAGAUAAGCGUAGGAAACCACGACGCGAAGCGGAGUGGUUUCCAGCUAAACUAAUGAAAGAGGAACGAAAACCGUGUUUACAUACGCUCGUGUAAAAUGGUUUUAUGGCCAAUCAGAGCGCGCGUACUAUUUGAAUUAUUUUAUAAAAUAAUGUAUCGACGAAUUUUUUCGUAGUUCAUCUCUCACCCAGUGGUGUAUAACUUGCUCAACUCCAGAUGGUACCGCUCCUUUUUUCAAGUAAGAAAAGAAUCAUGGCGGACACCUCAACGCUGGGGAUACUUUUUUCUCAACCUCUGGACAGUGUUUGACAUCGUCUUUUUUCCCUUUCUCUUUGCCAUUUUCUUCGUCGUGCAUUUGAUAAAACAGGCCUUGAGGAGGAAAAGAGGUUUGUAAUAUCGUUUUUCUAGCAUUACAUUGUAAUACGUUUUUAGCAAGCUCUAAAGUAUUCAAAAGGUUUGGGCCUUGAGGGGGGUGAGGCGCGAAGGGUGAUGGCUUUUCUUUUUAUUCUUUACUCCAUGAAACUGAGUUACCAUGCAAGCUGAGUCCUCUCAACUGAAACAAUAUAGGAGUCCUUGCUAAAACUAUGCGCAAAGUGCGGGUCACGCAUUUCUUCCAUGGCGCGUGAAACGCGCUUCGUGCUUGCCCCGUGUUUGCCUCCAUUCGCCUGGAAAACGCCAAAAAACUCCGCCUGUUCUGCAGGCUACAUCGUUCAAGGAGCGUUUACAGGUCUGGUAUUUAUUCUCACUAUUCUUAAGAUUGGUUUAGAUCGCUAUAUUCAAGUUUUGAGAUUAGAUACAAGCAGCUACUGGGGAGUUGUUGAGGUGCUUUGUAUCAAUUGUUGUAUGUUUCCUUUAUUGAUCAGUGGUUUAAUCGCUUAGCUUCUAAUGCUUUCCUUGAUGAUUUUUAGAAACUGAAAUAUGUUUUGUUUUGACGCCGGGCAAAGAUACCUCAGAAUUUAAUCUAAUUAAAAGGACGAUAAACUACAUUGUUGGUGAAUAUGGCUGCCUCUCUGCCAAAUACUGUGUUGUUUUACAUGAAGACCACAAAAUUAUCGGUAACAUCAACUUUAAAGAGAGGUACACUACUGAGGCUGCACUUCGAGCAAGGAUUGACCAGUUACAGCGGCCAAACUCAACCAGUUCACUCGGUGAAGAUCUUAUCGCCACCCGAAGUGCAUUCACAAACCAAACACAUAGGGAAGAAGCCAAAAGGUGA